ACUGUCACGUGGCUAAGACCUUCCUGCUUCCGGUUGGGAUUUGAGGUGUCUUCAUCGAUUGGUCAGUGCUGUAGGAGAUGAUGAUGAUGAUGAUGAUGAUGAUGAUGAUGAUGAUGUUGUCCUGGUUUCUGCUGCUGAUGUUUGGGUGUGUUCGUGCUUCUGAACUCACGUUCGAGCUGCCGGAUAACGCCAAACAGUGUUUCUAUGAGGACAUUAUUAUCGGCACUAAAUGCACUCUUGAGUUCCAGGUGGUGACUGGAGGUCAUUAUGAUGUGGACUGUCGUCUGGAGGAUGCUGAUGGAACAGUUCUGUAUAAAGAGAUGAAGAAACAGUACGACAGCUUUACGUUCACCGCAGCGAGAAACGGCACUUAUAAGUUCUGCUUCAGCAACGAGUUCUCCACCUUUACACACAAGACCGUGUAUUUUGACUUUCAAGUCGGUGACGACCCUCCACUUUUCCCCAAUGAGAACAGAGUUACUGCUUUAACACAGAUGGAAUCCGCAUGCGUCUCCAUUCAUGAGGCUUUGAAAUCCGUCAUCGACUAUCAGACGCAUUUCCGCCUGCGAGAAGCUCAAGGCCGCAGUCGAGCAGAAGAUCUGAACACUAGAGUGGCGUUCUGGUCCAUCGGGGAGGCCCUCAUCCUGUUAGUGGUCAGUAUUAGUCAGGUGGUGCUUCUGAGGAGCUUCUUCUCAGACAAGAAAACCACCACGACUCGUGUUGGGUCGUAACGCUUGCAGGUUCAUCGCUCAUCACGCACGAUGACCUCAGACACGGUCACAUCUCAAAGGGGUUUUUAAAGUCAUUUAAACUAAACACCUUGAGCUGGUUUCCUUUAGUCCUGUUGUGUGAACUGAGGUUUCAUAUCCAGCCAAUCAUAUUAUCAGUUCUGUGAGUCAAACAUUUUAAUUUAUUUUGUGGGUUUGUGCAGGAUUGUUUCACAGAAAUAUAAGUGAAGAUUACCGGAUAUAUUGACCGAACAGAUGUACAGACACUACAGACACACAGUUGCUGUAUGUACAUUGUGUUAUCAUCAUCACUCGUAAUAAUAAUAAUAAUAAAAACAAUAUGUAUAGACUUUAAACAGUAGUUUGGUAUAAAUAGAGCCACUUUCUGUUUUGAAUGCUUUAUUUGUGUUGUGGAAAAGUGUUUCUCAUGGUCAUGAUGUUGGUGUUUUAUAUUAGCUGUUUUUUGUUUUUAAAUAGUGGUGCAUUGAUUUUUUUUACCUUGUUUGUUUGGGAGUAAUAAAUGUCUUGAAUGCCUCAUAGCUUCUUUAUAGAACAUUACAGAGACUGAAAACUGACACACUUUCAGAAAAUAUCAUUGAAUAUAUUAUUCUGAAUUAUGUUAGAGGUGCAGUUCUGUCUUCAGAAACAUCUAAUACAAAAACUGCACUGAUGAAUCUUCACAAUGACCCUUAGAACAUCCGUGUGAUAUGAUUCAGCAUAUCUGAGUGCACUUAGAAGUGUACUUCACACUGUACAUGUUCACUUGGAAGGGCACUUGGGAAGAAGUGUACAUCUGUAGAUCACUUUACAAGAAGUGGAGAGGGACAUUUCUGAGUAAAAUAAUACAAACUGAAAGUAAAAUAGUGAAUAAAAAAAAGUGUUACAAUAUUAUCAUUUAUUUGGUCAUAUACACGCAUAUAAAAUAAACAAAUUACAUGUAUUUUAUAUUAAACAGCAGUCAU
Messenger RNA from Xyrauchen texanus (razorback sucker), 1690 nucleotides. Its product is annotated as transmembrane emp24 domain-containing protein 7-like. The transcript is spliced from 4 exons. NCBI's taxonomy places the organism in Eukaryota, Metazoa, Chordata, Actinopteri, Cypriniformes, Catostomidae. The record is from RefSeq and is a predicted model, not a curated record. Gene Ontology annotation, cellular component: Golgi apparatus; endoplasmic reticulum; endoplasmic reticulum-Golgi intermediate compartment. Bases 78 to 731 code for a protein of 217 amino acids. Gene Ontology annotation, biological process: intracellular protein transport; endoplasmic reticulum to Golgi vesicle-mediated transport; Golgi organization.